AUGUCGGUUUCAGACCUCAUUGACUGGCUUAGUCUGAGCAAGACUUCGCCGCAAGUCAAGGUCACUACCCUCCCCAUCACCUACUUCAAAUUCCCUCCCUCACCAGAACCAACGACCGUACCUCCGCCAGUCAACAACCCGACCUUCGCGCACCCAUUCUCAAUCCCGGCGGACCUGUACAAUGUCCUCCUCUCUGCACAUGUUCCCAUCACGGUCGCGCUGGUGUACAUGUCACUGGUAUCUUUCCUGAACUCGGUCAAUGCGAAUCGCAAGUACAAGCCAUGGGCAUUCAGUAGGACAUACGUCUUCAAACUUUUUGUCAUUGUCCACAAUAUCUUCCUUGCUGUCUACUCAGCAUGGACAUGUGUUGGUAUGGUUAAUGCGUUGCACUUGUCGCUGCCGGAAUGGGAUCAAGAGUGGAAAGUCGCUGGAACCGUGGACGCACUUUGCAAAAUGCACGGACCGAGAGGAGCUGGAAGUGCGGCGACUUACAAUGCAACUACCAGCGCAUGGCAAAUGACGAAUCGCAUAAUGCACCUAGCUGCGGAUGGCCUUGGUCCUGAGAGUACAGAUGUGGGCCGGAUUUGGAAUGAAGGGCUGGCGUUCUAUGGAUGGCUGUUCUACCUUUCCAAGUUCUAUGAAGUCGUGGACACACUCAUCAUCUUGGCCAAGGGCAAGAGAAGCAGCCUCUUGCAAACCUAUCACCACGCCGGAGCGAUGCUGUGCAUGUGGGCUGGAAUUAGGUAUAUGUCUCCGCCAAUCUGGAUGUUUGUGCUGGUCAAUUCCGGCAUCCACUCAGUCAUGUACACAUUCUACCUCUGCUCAGCAGUUGGAAUCAAGGUUCCCAAAUGGUUCAAACAGACCCUGACGACUCUCCAAAUCACCCAGUUCGUUGUGGGCGCGACGUAUGCCUUCUUACACCUCUUUGUCGCUUACCAGAUACCGGUUAGCAUUCCUUACAUCUAUCAUGUGGGAGGAGCUGCCUCGAAGAUCGUGUCAGAAGCUCCAACAGAGAUCACCUCAACUGUGUCCACGGCAAUCGCAACAGCCUCCGCCAGUAUGGGAGCUUGGCUAAAGAAAGCACUCCUACGAGGUGCAGGUUAUGAAGGCCUUGCCGAAAACGUGCUGAACCAAGAAGGCCAGCCAUUCGGAGUCGAUGCUGCCCACAUCGUUGAAGAUGUCAUCAAGAGAGAGGAGACGAGAUAUAGAGAUGAGCUCCAAUGGGUCCAUUGUCUCGACACGAGUGGUCAAGUCUUUGCCAUCCUUCUGAAUUGCAUGUACCUCUUGCCUUUGACGUGGUUGUUCUUACAAUUCUUUAUCACGUCUUACCUGAAGCAAGUCGAGAGAAGACGAAGCCGAUCAGCCAGCGAAACUGCGAUGGUCGCGCGAAAGAGCUUUCAAGAUGCAUCCAAAGGUGUGGCGCGACGGCUUAGCGAAGCUGUUGAAGAAAUGCAUCGCGUCUCGGAUGAUAUUGGAGAUGAUACUGUACUUGUGGACGGUGACGAGGUCAGAAGAGAGUUGAAAGAAGCCGCAGAACAUGCCAAGAUCACGAUCAAGGAACAUUCGGCGAAGGUCAAGCAGACAGCCAGCGCUAACUCGGAAAAGGUACAACAGGAGUUUCAGCGUGAUAUGGAAAAAGCGAGGAAAAACCUACACGAUACUGCUGAAAAGGUCAAGAAUGCUGCUGCACAGGCCGGGAGCGACGAGACCAGGGAGAAGAUUUCGGCAAAAGCACAAGCUGUGAUGGACUCGACCGCUGAAACUGUCGGGAAGACCAUGGAGAGCGUCAAAUCUACGGCCCAAAAUGUUAAAGAGCAGACUCAGCCAGCUGUCAAUUAUGUCACGGAGAAGGCGAGCGACUUAAAAGCCCAGGCCCAACCAGCUGUCGACUACGCCACGGGCCAGGCGGGAGACUUGAAAGAACAAGCUGGGUCAGCUGCUGAUUAUGCUGCUGAGAAGGCGACGGAAUUAAAAGAACGCGCAGUUGAGGCGUCACAAACAACAACCUCCCAGUCUCAAGAAGGUGCCCAAGAAGCCACAGAGUCAGGACAGUUAGCAGAUGACCAGGAGCGAGACAGUGCAGAAGUAGACCCGGAAACAGCCAAAGACAAGGCUGAAAUAAUCAAACAAGAAAUCGACGAGAAUCUGGAGUCAGCAAAAGGCACGGCAACAGAAGAGGCGCAAUCGCAGUCAUCGGUAGAGAAAUACACAUCCCAGUCAAAGUCCCCAAACGGAAAUGGCACCGCCGCCGAAGAGGAGACUGGUCCGAGCGCGAAUCCGAACCAAAGCAAGUCUGGGGAGACGGCAGGAGCAGAGACGGGCGAGAGUGAAGAAGCCAAGAGUGAGAAAAAGGAAGAGGACAAGAUCAUCGAUGAAAGCCAGGUGGUAAGGGAUGAGGAUGUGGCCGCCGAUGGUGACAACAAAGCUGAAGAGGAAGGAGUGAAUGGAGAAGGACAAAGCUGGGCAGAUAUUGCGAAAAAGAAACCCAGUGGGGAGGAAGAAGAGACGAAAGAAGGCGAACCUGACAAAGACAAAGAAGGCUGGGGAAUCUGA
Messenger RNA from Fonsecaea multimorphosa CBS 102226, 2553 nucleotides. RefSeq lists its product as uncharacterized. Gene Ontology annotation, cellular component: endoplasmic reticulum membrane. Gene Ontology annotation, molecular function: fatty acid elongase activity. The transcript is spliced from 2 exons. Gene Ontology annotation, biological process: fatty acid elongation, monounsaturated fatty acid; fatty acid elongation, saturated fatty acid; sphingolipid biosynthetic process. Lineage: Eukaryota; Fungi; Ascomycota; Eurotiomycetes; Chaetothyriales; Herpotrichiellaceae. The coding region runs from base 1 to 2553 and encodes 850 amino acids. The record is from RefSeq and is a predicted model, not a curated record.